AUGGGUCAACGAAGAGCCGUAGCAGCAGUCAGUGUAAAGCCCAGAUGCUUCAAAUUAGAGCCUAGACAGGAAUCUACGUCUUCGACGUCUCCACCUCCAUCAUCGCCAGAUGUGAGUAGAAAUACCUCGGAAAUAACAGCCAUUAGGUUAUCCAAGAAUUGGGAGUUGCCACAACGGCUGAAGCCAGGACGUAAGCCGAAAUCCAGACGUGCAGACGUAUUAGUCGGCAAGAAUGGGUCAUCCAAGAUAAAAGAGGCCUUAACAUCCAAUCACAAAGGUCAAGCAGAUUGUAGAAACAAAGUUAUAAAGGACUGUCCGGGAAAAUCUGGUGACGAAGGAAACGCAAGUGGUGAUGAAAAUGGUGUCGAUAGCGUGGAAAAGCGAAGAAAGCAAAAUAGAGAUGCUCAGAGAGCUUACAGGGAGCGUAGAACAACAAGAAUUCAAGUUCUGGAAGAAAAGGUGGAGAUGCUACAAAACUUGGUUGACGAUUGGCAAAAGAAGUACAAACGGUUGGAAUCUGAAUUUUCCGAUACAAAAGAAAAUCUGCAUAAAUCACUAGCACUGAAUAAUAAAUUACAAAAAGCUUCGCCCCUGCUUGUCGAUGCUCAAGUCCAACAGCAGCAGCAACAACAAUUAAAAAACCGGCAUAAAAGUUCUAUUUCGAUAGUGGAAAUGAUAGAAAAUUUUAAGCCAAUGGACGCUGUCAAUUUGAAAAAAAGGAAAGCUGAAGAAACAUCGCACGUGUCUACAAUACCAGUAAAUCAGUCUUUGUCUGAGAUUGAUAUAACUAACAAUUACCAAUAUGCAAGCAAUAGGCAAUUUAGGUCAAGGAAUUCAUCUCUAGACGGCCAUAUAAAUUCACCUCUAUCUUCAUGUAGCAGCAGCAACAAUGCAUAUAUGGGCAAUGGAAGCAAAAAAGUUAGGUGCGGUGGGAAGCAAGAGACCACAAAAGCAGUGAAAUGUUAUGGUGUUGAAACUGGCAUUACGCCGCCCUUGUCCCUCGGGUGCUGUUCAUGUCAGAAAAUAGGAUCUGAGAGUGAGGAACUAGUGGCAAGAUGUUGUCUAGACAGGGAAAUUGACAGUGAAGAUAAACCAAUUACCAGAGAGGAUGGUUCGUGGGUACCUGGAAGUUGCAAACAAUGUAGAUCAGACCCCCAUAGUAAGAGUUUUUGCCAAUCACUUUCCAAUGGGCGUACUUCAAGCUCCAUCUCUUCCAACAGUGCGCUGUCAGGGGAUGCAAACGAACAACGAACUGAUCCGGAUUACAGCUUAGUCAAAUUGCCCGAGAUAAGCAGCUCCAAGAAUGCGCAGACGAACUCAACUUCGGAAAUAAAGAAAUAUCUACCGAUCAGUUACACGUAUCAAAAAAUUCGUCAACAUAUGCAAAAGAAUAAAAAUGACCAGGAACAACUCAGUAAAGAAGAUUCAUCUUCGGUCUCAAUGAUUUUGGAGAACGUUGCCACGGGAUUGCAUGUUCAUGGACAGAAAGUGGAAUUGCAAAGCAUUAAGGAUGCAUUACACAAGAUGGAUAAAAACGUUUUGGAAUGA
Messenger RNA from Saccharomyces kudriavzevii IFO 1802, 1548 nucleotides. RefSeq lists its product as uncharacterized. The coding region runs from base 1 to 1548 and encodes 515 amino acids. Lineage: Eukaryota; Fungi; Ascomycota; Saccharomycetes; Saccharomycetales; Saccharomycetaceae. Gene Ontology annotation, molecular function: transcription cis-regulatory region binding; DNA-binding transcription activator activity, RNA polymerase II-specific. Gene Ontology annotation, cellular component: nucleus; RNA polymerase II transcription regulator complex. The transcript has a single exon. The record is from RefSeq and is a predicted model, not a curated record.